Eurytemora carolleeae is the source of this 2716-nucleotide messenger RNA. Its product is annotated as nose resistant to fluoxetine protein 6. The record is from RefSeq and is a predicted model, not a curated record. Gene Ontology annotation, molecular function: acyltransferase activity, transferring groups other than amino-acyl groups. The transcript has 2 exons. The coding region runs from base 635 to 2578 and encodes 647 amino acids. NCBI's taxonomy places the organism in Eukaryota, Metazoa, Arthropoda, Copepoda, Calanoida, Temoridae.
UUAAAGAAUUCUUACCCUUAAAGAUUAGAUUCAAGACAGCUUAACCUUAUUUCAGUACUACCAAAUCAUUGUGAUAACAAAUAUUAAUGAAGUCAACAAAUUUACUCUCCUCUCUCAUUAUUAUUUGGCUCAGCGGUGUCAUAACAAUAUCUAACCAAACCAACUUGAAGCUACCUCCGGAUAUUAACCUUGACCAGUUUGCUUGGAUAACUCCUCUACUGGGAAACAUCUCUAAUGAGUGCAGGUCUGCAAGUGAAAAGUAUCGCGAUGCACUUAUUGAAGUUCUGAACUCCACAAAUCUUAAGGAAAAAGAGAAUUCUCCUAUGAUCCCUGCAGCUCUGCAGAUGUUUGAUUCAAAUGGAAGAUUACCAAUGGAAGGAUUUCUUUCUGAUGUUCUUGAAAUUCCCAUAGACCUUUGUGAAUUAGUUGGGGAAAGUACAAAGUCAUGCCUUUUACCAAAUGCAGUAAGAUUUAUUGUGCUAAAAAUUCCACUGGGCUAUUCCAAUAAUCCUGGAAGUCAUGGAGAGUGUCUUUCUGUGGAACAAACUGAGACUAAAUAUUGCACAGUCAGGCUGAAAGGAGCUGACCUGGGAUUUGGAGGAAUUGCAUUGCCAGCAAGAAAAGUUUUUCCCGCAUGAAAAGCCUUUCAGAGUAUUUAUACUUUUUACACCCCAGACUAAGUACAAUGUAUAAAGCUGACACAGACUUUGUUUCAGUGGAGCUAUUUCAAACUAACGAUUUCAAAAACCUUUUUGGUUUGCUCUCUGCUGAAGGUAAUUUAACAAGAGUAGAAAUGCAGGAACUUCAAGAGCAAGUUUUACUACUAUUUGUGGGAAUCUACAGUGCUGUCAGCAAUCCCAGUAAUGGAAUGUGUUUUCCCAAGAGCUGUUCUCCAGAAGAUAUCAAUGAAAAUUACAAAGUAUUAACAGCCAAAUCUUUUGAGGACAUCAUAAUUGAUAUCAUGGGAAACCCUAUUAACUUACUAAAAACUGGCAAUUUAACAAUAGAAACUAAAGCUGAAGACUGUUUUACAAGGGAUAAUAGAAGUGGGAUGCCUGAAGAUUAUCCUUUCAUUGUCUUACUUAUUUACACAAUCUUCAGCCUCAUAGGUUGCCUCACUGUUAUUGGAACACUUCUUGACUUGAUCUCGCCAAUCACUGAAGAUGAGAAAAUAAAACCACAAACAAUGAAGAAAAGAAUUUUAAUGUGCUUUUCAGCUUAUACCAAUGGAAAACACCUACUUUCAACAAAAUCUUCUGGACAAGACCAUUUUAAUUGUCUUAAUGGAAUGCGGUUCCUCAGUAUGACUUGGGUUGUCUUGGGCCAUAGUUUUGGAAGUUCACUAUUUACUGGAAGAAAUUUAGGAGAAGUUCUAAACCUAAUAUCAGGGGAAGGAGGAAUAGCAUUGGAGGCAGUGCUCAAUGCUUUUCCAUCUGUAGACACUUUUUUCUUUAUGAGUGGGUCACUUACAUCUUUUAUACUCUUCAAAGAAGUAGAGCAGGCAGAUAAAGAUAAGACAAAGCAUGCAAUUGUACUCUUACUGUACUAUGUUCACCGGUACCUCCGAAUUACAAUACCAUAUGCUCUAGUCAUGGGUGUAAUAAUAGCUGUGUUACCCUAUACCUUCUAUGGUCCCAGUUGGUCUUUCACAAUCAAGGAAGCAGAGGAUUGCAGUAACUAUGGGUGGGCAAACUUGUUGUACAUACAAACAUUUCUAGAGUCAACAAAGGACAGUAUAUGUAUGGAAGUUUCAUGGUAUCUUGUAGAUGAUAUGGUAUUCCAUUGGUUCUCUCCGAUAGUUAUGUACCCGGUGUUUAUUGCUUUUUUAAAAACUAAAAGUCAUAUUGUAGGAAUGUUGUGGUGGGGAUUCACAAUGGUCUGCUUCACAGGAGGUCUGUUCUACAUGUCAUAUACAACCAAUCAACCACCCUCAAGAACUCAUAUGGUUCCAGGUUUAGAUGAGGAUGGAUACAACCUUUAUGUUGACUUUUAUGAAGCCCCUUGGGUAAGAUACCAACCAUACCUUGUUGGCAUCUUACUUGGAUACAUCCUUCAUCAUACAAGAGAAAAACAAGUUAAAAUAAACAAUGCAGCAAAUAUAUUAUUGUGGCAGGCGGCAUUUCUUGCUGGUUUUGCAGUAGUAUAUGGAUUGUAUGGGGUUAGAACACAAACAAUGACCCAUUUCAGCGCCUCAAUUUACAAUUCAUUUCAACGAUUAGCUUGGAGCGGAGCACUAGCAUGGGUUAUUUUUAGUUGUGCUAAAGGUUAUGGAGGAGUGGUGAAUGACCUCCUGUCUUGGUCACUUUUUGCUCCACUUGCAAGAAUAACCUUCUGUACCUAUCUCAUCCAUACCAAUCUGCUGGGCAUGUUUACAUCAUCUGUUCUACUUUCAUUCCCAUUUGACUUUUCAUUCUGGGUAAGUGUUUGGCAUUUCCUUGGAUCUUUGUCAAUAUCCUUGACCGUGGGAUUUUUCCUUUCCAUGUUUUUUGAGUCACCCAGUGUAAGGUUAGAGAAACUUCUUAUUGGAUCAGUUCUUCAGGGCCUUAUUCCAAACUCAGGAAAGCAUUACAAAGAUUAAGAAAAAUCUUUCAGCAAGUGAAGAGAAACAGAUAUCCUUAAAAGAAACCCUGCUAAAACUUGGACAGGAAGAAAAUUCUUAAUUGUAGUCAUGAAAAUAAAAUAUGAAAAAAUAAUGUUGAAAUUUAAAAUGUGCAAA